Microtus ochrogaster (prairie vole) is the source of this 392-nucleotide messenger RNA. Its product is annotated as interferon alpha-inducible protein 27-like protein 2A. The coding region runs from base 1 to 273 and encodes 90 amino acids. NCBI's taxonomy places the organism in Eukaryota, Metazoa, Chordata, Mammalia, Rodentia, Cricetidae. The transcript has 3 exons. The record is from RefSeq and is a predicted model, not a curated record. Gene Ontology annotation, cellular component: mitochondrial membrane. Gene Ontology annotation, biological process: intrinsic apoptotic signaling pathway; release of cytochrome c from mitochondria.
AUGCGGAAGCAGCCGUCUGAUUGGCACUGUUCAGGACCUGUGGGUGUGGGAGCUACACCUGUAGUCCUGACUGCCAUGGGCUUCACGGGGACAGGAAUAGCAGCAGCAUCCAUAGCAGCCAAGAUGAUGUCAGCAGCAGCCAUCGCCAAUGGGGGUGGAGUUGCAGCAGGAAGCAUGGUGGCCGCACUGCAGUCAGUGGGUGUCGUUGGACUCUCCACAUCAACCAACAUCAUACUGGGUACUGUUGGGGCAGCUGCUGCACUCUUGAUAUGAACUUAGGAGAUAACACCUCUACCAGUAGACCCCAAAGACUAUAUGGAGUUUCUAUGAGACAGUGUACCCCAAGAUGAUCUUCAAAAUCUUUCACUGACAUCAGAGGAAAAAAAUGAAAA